This is a messenger RNA of Jatropha curcas, 3363 nucleotides long. Its product is annotated as Cysteine proteinases superfamily protein. Gene Ontology annotation, biological process: proteolysis. NCBI's taxonomy places the organism in Eukaryota, Viridiplantae, Streptophyta, Magnoliopsida, Malpighiales, Euphorbiaceae. Gene Ontology annotation, molecular function: cysteine-type peptidase activity. The record is from RefSeq and is a predicted model, not a curated record.
UCCUCCAAUUGCCCCAUUGCGCGUGUACAAAAAUUAGCAUCCUUUCUCCCUCUUUCGAUCAUCAUUGAAAUUUAUUAAACCCAUACAGGUCAACUCAGUGAGUCUCUUGAGAUAUUUUCCUUGUCUCGCCGAGUCUAAGUAUCUGACUCGAUUUAUUUGAGUUUCGGAUCUCUCGGCGAUGAAGAACGGCCUCGAAGUUUUCGAUUUCAAGGAAGAAGACGAGCUUGCUGAAUUCGCAGCUGGUAAAAUCGUUGGCAAAUUUAAAAACCCUAGCCUUGACAAUCCCGACUUUUUGAAGUGCGAAUCCCUCGAACGCGCUGUGUCUUCAGUUACCCAGGAGUCUGAUGUUAGAAAAAAGGAAAUUGGGAGUAUAACUUGUGUCGAUGCCAAUGAAAUUGAACGCGAUAAUAGUGCUAAUAAUGCUACUACAUGUGCUCCUUUGGGAAUGGCUGGAGAGGACUUUGGUUCCAGAGAAGACAAUUCUAUCCUAGAUGCUGCAUUCCAAUCAGAAUCUCUGAGUCGUAAGAAAGACCCUUGUUCUACAAUGGAUAAAUAUGAACCCAAAAGUUCUUCUACUGAGCAGGAGGCAGGGGUUUCAUGCCAUGACGCACAGUCACCUGGGAAAAGACAAUCAAAUGGUGUCCUUGCAGACUCUCUAUGCAAUGGUGGACCAGUUGGUUUGAAAUCAGAUGCUGAUGGAAGCAUGAACGAGAGUUCUCCAUCAAGUCCUGCUUCUGGAAUUGCAGAGGAUGGUGCUACUUUAAACGGUCAUUCAUCAGAUAAUUGUUUCAGCACAUCAGAAAUGGAUAUCGUAAAUAUUGGAGUUGAUUAUGUUUUUUAUCGGGAUAAUUACUGUACUGGAUGCCUGGUAACUUUUUCUAGUGAUGGCAUUAAAAUCAGUGGUAUGCUUUCACAUGGAGAUGAGGAAAUCUUUAGAUUUGAGAGGGGAAUUGAUGAUAUUCUUCAUAUUGAGUCGCAACAACUUCAAAGGUAUGGAGCUGUCAUCGUUAAGCUUGACAUACUGUCAAAGGAUGCUGUUCAAGCCACUAAUGCCUAUGGGGUUGAGCAGCUAGAGUUUGCAGUUGUUGAGCCCAACUGGUCUGGGAAACUGGAAGAGAUUGUAUCGGUCAAUGUUAAAUAUUUGGCUUUAUCUACCAUCGUGGGAGAUAUGGAAGGCAGAAUAGAUGGCAGGGACUUACAUCGACAGAGGUCUUAUUUUCCAACUUUUGGAGAGGCUGUUGAAGAUGUUGUCUAUCCAAAAGGGGAUUCAGAUGCAGUUUCCAUUAGUAAGAGAGAUUUUGAUCUACUUCAACCUGAGACAUUUAUCAAUGACACGAUUAUUGACUUCUAUAUCAAGUAUUUAAAGAAUCAGAUUCCACCUGAAGAAAAGCUUAGGUUCCAUUUUUUUAAUAGCUUUUUCUUUCGUAAGCUUGCUGAUCUAGACAAAGAUCCAUCCAGUGCUUCAGAUGGUAGGGCUGCUUUUUUACGUGUUCAUAAGUGGACAAGGAAAGUGGAUAUAUUUGGAAAAGACUAUGUUUUCAUCCCUGUGAAUUUCAAUCUUCACUGGAGUUUAUUAGUAAUAUGCCAUCCUGGUGAAGUGGCUGGUUACAACGAUAAAGACCUGGGGAACUCCCUUAGGGUGCCAUGCAUAUUGCAUAUGGAUUCUAUCAAAGGAACUCAUGCGGGUCUCAAAAACCUUGUGCAAAGUUAUCUAUGGGAAGAAUGGAAAGCAAGACAAAAGGAGACAUCAGAAGAUUUAUCUUCAAAAUUUUUGAAUUUGCGGUUUGUCCCACUUGAGUUGCCACAGCAGGAAAAUUCAUUUGAUUGUGGCCUGUUUCUGCUCCACUACCUGGAGCUAUUUUUGGCCGAGGCUCCUCUGAACUUCAGUCCAUUCAAAAUAAAUGAGCUUUCCAAGUUCCUUAAUGUGGAUUGGUUUCCCCCUGCUGAGGCUUCUCUGAAGCGUACUCUAAUCCAGAGGCUAAUUUCUGGGCUCCUUGACAAUUGUUCUAGGGAGCUCUCUUCUGGUAAUUGCAGUGAUGAACCAGAGUCUAGUUUUCCAGAAAAUAAUGUGAAAGGGAAUAGAGUCGAGUUUGCUUCAGAGAGAUGCACUCCAACUGUAGCUUGUCAUGGAAAUCUAUCAAGUUCGGACACCAGCCAAGGGAUCGAAAUCACUCUAUUGGAAGCAUCUUCUAUGAGGAAUUCUGAUUGUGUUAAUGAUCCAGGCCUGGUUCUCAGGGAAUUUUUUGAGCCAGGAGUUGCUGCAGGUUCAUUACUUGCACACUGUUCAUCCUUUGACCAGUCAUCUUAUUACCGUCUUAAUGGUGCUAUGUCGCAACAGAUAGAGGAUGAUGCAGAAGAUGGGGAGCAGUUCAUGUAUUACCCUUCUGGAGAUCCAAUUUUUCAACAAAUUCCUUGUAUGACACCUCAAGCGGGUUCUAUUCCAUAUUCACUCAGAGGUUUUGGGGCCGAGCCUUCUUGGAAUCGAGGAAUUUCUAUGCAAGGAGAGGAUGAUGACUCAUCUCCAGAAACAUCAGAAUGUGCCUCUGAUGAUUCUGACAUAGGGAUUAUCGAAAAUCGCCCAGUUGAGAAAGAUGUAGAUCUUUGUCGAGAAGAGAAAAUUGAUAAAGUAUCUCAGUCAAUGGAAAACAUAAAGUGUUCGACACAGACACUUGCUUCUGGCUCUGUCGAGACCCUGGUGACUUCUGCCAUUCAAGGUACUGAAGACUCUGAAAGAAUACACAAUGGUGAUGAAAAUGGUGAUCUUGCCUUCAGUCAAGAAGAUCCAACUACAUUGCAUGAAGAUGCCAACACAGUAGAAAAUGGAUUGCAUCAACACUUUGACGAGAAGGCAGAGAUCACCGGCAAUGAUAAUAUUCAAACUAUGGGUGAUAAUGUGAUGGCAAAAUCAGGUGAGAAAGAACCAAUCAAUGAUAGUGUGAUGACAGAAUUACCUGAGAAAGAACCAAUCAAUGAUAGUGUGAUGGCAGAAUCAGAUGAAGAACAAGCUGCAAAAAGGCGAAGGGUUACUCCUCCCCAUGAAGAAGGGGAGGAAAUUCUAGGCGGAAGCCUGUCAAAGGAUCUACACUUGUAAUUAGGCUGCAGGUGGAAAUCUCGGUCUUGAUUUUUGUUUAACAUAAUUGUGAACAUGGAUCUCACUAGACGACAUGCCAUUCUGUGAAUAGUAUAAUGGCUAUAUUUUUAACUACGAUUAUGAUUAGCAAUUACCAUGUGGGUUGCUCUUGUAGGAGAAGUGCUCGGUUCUUGUGUUAAUAUCUAUUAUUCAAGUCAUGAAAUUAGGACUGCAAAUGUAUAAUGUUUUCCUUGGAAGCUGCAUGAAGAAGAUGAUACAGAGUCAUUGGUUUA